GAAGACACUUCCAGCCAACAAACCUCCCUCUCUUUUUCUUUCACUCCCCUCCAGUUGGACUUUGACUUGCAGGAGGCGGGGGAGCCACAAGAGGAGAGAGCGAGGAGGAAGGAACCACAGAGGAACUCUUGUUGGAGGCCAGCCUGUUCCAUGUUGUUUGUCACGCUCUUGGCGGGGCUUCUACUCGCUGCCGCAGGCAACCCUUGCCCCAUCCAGCUGAGCCCCUCCAGGGUCGUGGUGAAGUACGGAGACCCCGUGCGGGUGGACUGCAGCUCCUUAGACCCCCAGUACAGCGGGAUGGGCUGGGAGGCUUCGCUGGGUGGAACCAGCCUUAAGACGAGCCGCCAUUUGACCUGGAGCGUGGACUCGCUGACGACGUGGAAAAUCUCGCCCAGAUGCUACAGCAACCCAGUGGCGGGAAGUUCCAGGAAGCAGUGCUCCAAGACCCUGGACGUGGUGGUUUACACGUUCCCAGAGAGCAUCAACAUCAAGCAGGAGCGGACUCCAGACCGCAGUGCUGUGCUGGAAGAAAACGACGUGCUUGACUUGAAGUGUGAGGUGGGCUUCAUCGCGCCCGUGUCCCGAGUCAAUGUCAGGUGGCACAGCAGGAGAAAGGCACGCUUCCAUACGUCCAGCAACAACCUACUCACAAAGGAACCUGUUGACCUGAGCUCCCCAUAUAAAUAUUUGGCCAAAAUGGAUGACCAGAUCCGAUGUGAGGCUCAUUUGGACCUGAGACCGGAGGGACCAGAACUCAGUGUCUUUUCACCUGUGUUCAAAAUCUCUGUUGUUAGCGGCCCUGACUUUGAGUGCGCCGACACUGAAGUUGUAGAAGUGCAGGAAGAUUCUAUGAGGACACUGGAGGACCUGUGCCCCGUGAAAGGCAGUCCCACCCCUGUGGUCACAUGGCAGAAAGACGGGAGGACGGUGAACCGCUGGGUUCCUGUGACCAGGGAAUUUUCAGGACAGUACAUCAUCCAAGCAGAAGGCGCCAAGUCUGCCACCAAGCGGGUGGAGCUGCUGGUCCUGCAUGACGACGUGCAGGUGAGGUGUCCGGCCCUCCACAAUGUGACGGAGCAUACCUCUCUGGACCACCACCUCCCCUGCUCUGUGGAGGGCUUCCCUCAAGCGCAGGUCACCUGGUACAAAGAUGGAGAGCAGGUGGAGCUGUCGGAGCCCCUGACCAGAUAUGACGCGGGGCCGUACGUGGUGGUGGCCUCCAACAUGUACUCCAGCGCCAACGCCACAGUGGAGCUGAACGUUCAAUACUCGCCGUCGGCCAUCGAGGAGCUGCUGGACGUUGUGGCUAAGCUGGGCUCUGACGUGUGGCUGAAGUGCUCCGCCCGAGGCAACCCUCGACCCGACUACACCUGGACUCAUGACCACGCCCACAAUCUUCAGGUCUUUAAUGAAGAUGGAGUGUCUCGUUUGCUGAUCUCUAAUGUGACCAAAGCGGGCAACUACACUUGCCACGCCCACAACCUGGCAGGCGCCACUUCUCGAAGUGCCCGACUUUCUGUGGAAGCAGUUCCCCCGCUGUGUGAGCUGACAGACUUGGUGUGUGGCUCCAGUUGUGUCCCUAAAAUUGUGAUCUGUGACGCUGUGAAGGACUGCACGGACGGCUCGGACGAGGCUGUGGAUUUAUGCUCUAUGGCCAACGGUGAAGCCCACGAAUGCCCCAUCAGGAUAGACCCCGAGGUCCUGGUGCUGCAAUACAAAAGCCACGGGCAGAAUGUAACAUGCGUGCCCACACUCGCCGCCGGCUCUGGAAACGACAUGAAAACUAAGUGGUUAAAUGGGCGUGGCGUCCACAGCCAGACGUGGGCGCCUGACACCUGCAAAGACUGGGACCCUCAUCCCGUCUGCACCGCUGUCCUCCAGGAGAAAACAAUCUGCCAGAAACAUCUGGACUUCACUCUCUACAAAAUGCCAGACAGCGUCGUCAUCCGUCCUGAGGAGAACGUGAGCCUUGGUGAGGGCACCUUGUGGCAGCUGCAUUGUGACGUCAUCAACGUGGCGCCCGCACACCGCCUCGCUGUGCGCUGGUACCACGGCAAUGAAACUUUACAGCCGGCGGUCACAGGGCCACUGCGACUGGCUGACUGCCUGCCUGAAAAGGACGCCAACAGUACAUGUGACAUCAGCGCCAUCAGGACGCCAGUCAACGUGUCUUCUAGUGCCAGGCUCCGUCUCCACCGACACCUUAAGGGAGCUCAUUUGCGCUGCGAGGUGUACUUGGAGCUGGGAGCAGGGGGGCCGCAGCCCCCUCCCUCCAUGAUGUCUGGUCCUGUCAGUGUCACCGUCCACUACAAGCCCGUCAUCAACACCACCAAACUGCCCACGGUGGUGCCGCUGUUCCGAGGUUACCCCGAGGAGUUGGUGUGCGAGGCGGACGGCCAGCCAGCGCCACAGAUCGAGUGGAUCCACGCUGCAGAUGCUCGUGUGUCGGGGGGGAACAUCACGGUCAGGGAGGCGGGCCUCUACACCUGCAGGGCCUCUAAUUACCUGGACAUGGUCUCCUAUCAGGUGGAAGUCAUUCCAAAAGAGGACUACCUGCCCCUCAUAGCCGGCUUUGUGGCGGCCACCGUGGUCAUCAUCUCCGUCAUCUUCCUCUUCAUCUACUCCAUCUACUACAAGAACACCAAGAUGCGGCGCUACAGCCUGAAAAACCCCAAAGUGGAGCUGCAGACGGGCCACGUGGCCCACAAUGGUUGGGACCUGCAGUUCCCCAUGACUAAGCUGUCCUAGUCCACAAUGGUUGGGACCUGCAGUUCCCCAUGACCAAGCUGUCCUAGUCCACAAUGGUUGGGACCUGCAGUUCCCCAUGACUAAGCUGUCCUAGUCCACAAUGGUUGGGACCUGCAGUUCCCCAUGACUAAGCUGUCCUAGUCCACAAUGGCUGGGACCUGCAGUUCCCCAUGACUAAGCUGUCCUAGUCCACAAUGGUUGGGACCUGCAGUUCCCCAUGACUAAGCUGUCCUAGUCCACAAUGGUUGGGACCUGCAGUUCUCCAUGACCAAGCUGUCCUAGUCCACAAUGGUUGGGACCUGCAGUUCCCCAUGACUAAGCUGUCCUAGUCCACAAUGGUUGGGACCUGCAGUUCUCCAUGACCAAGCUGUCCUAGUCCACAAUGGUUGGGACCUGCAGUUCCCCAUGACUAAGCUGUCCUAGUCCACAAUGGUUGGGACCUGCAGUUCCCCAUGACUAAGCUGUCCUAGUCCACAAUGGUUGGGACCUGCAGUUCCCCAUGACUAAGCUGUCCUAGUCCACAAUGGUUGGGACCUGCAGUUCCCCAUGACUAAGCUGUCCUAGUCCACAAUGGUUGGGACCUGCAGUUCCCCAUGACUAAGCUGUCCUAGUCCACAAUGGUUGGGACCUGCAGUUCUCCAUGACCAAGCUGUCCUAGUCCACAAUGGUUGGGACCUGCAGUUCCCCAUGACUAAGCUGUCCUAGUCCACAAUGGUUGGGACCUGCAGUUCCCCAUGACUAAGCUGUCCUAGUCCACAAUGGUUGGGACCUGCAGUUCCCCAUGACUAAGCUGUCCUAGUCCACAAUGGUUGGGACCUGCAGUUCCCCAUGACUAAGCUGUCCUAGUCCACAAUGGUUGGGACCUGCAGUUCUCCAUGACCAAGCUGUCCUAGUCCACAAUGGUUGGGACCUGCAGUUCCCCAUGACUAAGCUGUCCUAGUCCACAAUGGUUGGGACCUGCAGUUCCCCAUGACUAAGCUGUCCUAGUCCACAAUGGUUGGGACCUGCAGUUCUCCAUGACCAAGCUGUCCUAGUCCACAAUGGUUGGGACCUGCAGUUCCCCAUGACUAAGCUGUCCUAGUCCACAAUGGUUGGGACCUGCAGUUCCCCAUGACUAAGCUGUCCUAGUCCACAAUGGUUGGGACCUGCAGUUCCCCAUGACUAAGCUGUCCUAGUCCACAAUGGUUGGGACCUGCAGUUCCCCAUGACUAAGCUGUCCUAGUCCACAAUGGUUGGGACCUGCAGUUCCCCAUGACUAAGCUGUCCUAGUCCACAAUGGUUGGGACCUGCAGUUCUCCAUGACCAAGCUGUCCUAGUCCACAAUGGUUGGGACCUGCAGUUCCCCAUGACUAAGCUGUCCUAGUCCACAAUGGUUGGGACCUGCAGUUCUCCAUGACUAAGCUGUCCUAGUCCACAAUGGCUGGGACCUGCAGUUCCCCAUGACUAAGCUGUCCUAGUCCACAAUGGUUGGGACCUGCAGUUCCCCAUGACUAAGCUGUCCUAGUCCACAAUGGUUGGGACCUGCAGUUCCCCAUGACUAAACUGUCCUAGUCCACAAUGGCUGGGACCUGCAGUUCCCCAUGACUAAGCUGUCCUAGUCCACAAUGGCUGGGACCUGCAGUUCCCCAUGACUAAGCUGUCCUAGUCCACCUGGAGCUCAGCCUUUCUACUUCUAACAAGCACAAAGGGAAUUUCAACUUCUCCAGCCUUUUUAAACCCGACACAUUUAGGAAGCACUCUGCGCUUUUAAACUGAGGACUUGCACUACUUUCAGGUCUUGGAGGGAAAAGCUCAUCUGCUGUGUGCUAAUCACUGAGCCUUUUCCCCACCACUGUGCAGGUGUGUGCAGGUGUGUGCAGGUGUGUGCAGGUGUGGUGUGGGCCACACACUCCUCUCAAAGCUAACAACUCUUUGUAUUGCUCAGCAUGGCAAGAGGACUGCAUUGUUUUUAUUGAUGUGUGUGAAUAUUGCUGUAAAUAUUUAUGAAAGGAUUUUAAAUAUAUAUAUUAUUAAAGAUAUGGCUUAUUAGAA
Messenger RNA from Nerophis ophidion (straightnose pipefish), 4779 nucleotides. Its product is annotated as hemicentin-1-like. The coding region runs from base 151 to 2748 and encodes 865 amino acids. Lineage: Eukaryota; Metazoa; Chordata; Actinopteri; Syngnathiformes; Syngnathidae. The transcript has 12 exons. Gene Ontology annotation, molecular function: integrin binding. Gene Ontology annotation, biological process: cell adhesion. The record is from RefSeq and is a predicted model, not a curated record.